Molecule: messenger RNA, 1257 nt
Organism: Clonostachys solani
Lineage: Eukaryota; Fungi; Ascomycota; Sordariomycetes; Hypocreales; Bionectriaceae
Source: the annotation of a GenBank genome assembly
AUGUUUGACGAGCGUCUCGACACCGGAACACUUGAUCAUCACCAACACCCCGCUCGUGAUGGCUUCUGCCAGCCGGAGGAUUGCAAGCCCGAGACUGCCCGCCUUGACGGCGAUUAUUGCAAGCAUGACGAGGACUGCCACGCCGCCCAUCCAUGUGCCGAGGAUCAUUCUCACCCGCAUGGCGUAGUAGCUCGUGUCGAUGACAAUGCCAGCGUCACUUCCAAGGCGUCCACUUGCUGUGGCUCCGUCGAGCGGUGCGAUGAGAAAUGCAUCUGCACUGCUGCUCAAAUCGAAUGCGCCAAACCCUACCAGGGCGAGGGCGACUACGACCAGCACAAGAAGCAUCCACACGAACACAAUGCUGCCGGAGAAAGUCCUGACAUGGACCGUACCUCGCACCUUACUGCUGCCUUCGAAAACCUCUCAGGUUAUCAAAGUGACGCCGUCCGUCACUACGGCCCGCAUCACCAUCAUGGACGUGGUCGUCAUCAUCACCACCAGCACGGAGUGUCCGACGGCAUUGUUCGAAGACACAUUGCCAAGACGCUUUCUUCGCACCACGACGAUAAUAUGUCGACCCAUCUUGUUGGAGGCGCCGCUUAUGACUAUGACCGUGCUCAUGACCGCGAUCAUGGACACGGCUACAGCCACAGUCACGAUCAUGGCAAGGGACCUUGCUGCACUGGGCACCCUCCCAAGGGCCCCAUGGUCGUCGAAGCUGGGUUUGUUCAGAACGGUGACUUUAACAUUGAGAAGAGCGUUGAUUACGACCUCAUGUCUGUUGCCGUUGGAGGCAUGGACUGCAAGCGGCGACAAGCUUUCCCGUGCUUUUCUUAUGAUACCUGGUGUUACUCAAGCUUCAUCGGGGGUGCCUACUUCCUCAACGUUGCUGAUAACUCCGGCAUUGCUAAAGACCGUGCCCGCCAGCCUUCUAAUAGAGUCACUGAUGUCUUCGUCUUGGACAAGAAAACCAUCCAGCUAGCCUAUGGCCCCACCACUGCUGGAGCGAGGACCAUUCUCGAUUCCAUCUCCGAUAAGACGCCCGCGCUCGCGCCACCCUGCGCUGAUCCUCAGCUGGAGACUUUCCGCCGCGGGCUUUGGGACGAAGCCAUCAAGACGGGCCUGGCGGCUGUCUGUAUUAUCCCCGUCGUUGUACUUUCUCGGGGUCAAGGUCUCACCGACAAGAAGACAAAGGAAGACAAAGGCUGUCGCUGUUAUUGUCCGCGGUUCGGCCGUUUAAGCGAUCGCCGAUCCUGA